AUCGCGGCCCCUCCUAUCAGGCAGGGCCCGCGGAAAGGAGCGGGGAGGCAGCCCUGCCCAUAGCGGCGGGGCGAGCGAGCCAUGUCAGAGUUCCAGAUUUCGGUGGAAGAGCUCAACGACCUGCUGGCCAACGGCAGCGGCUGUUACAGCCUCCCCAGCGCGCACAGCAACGAGGUGGCGCCCCGCAUCCACGUGGGCAACGCGUUCAUAGCCAAAAAUGUCAUGCGGUUGCAACGCCUGGGGAUCACCCAUGUUCUGAAUGCAGCGGAGGGCAAGUCAUUCAUGCAUGUGAACACCAACGCGGAGUUCUACGAAGGGACCAACAUCACUUACCAUGGCAUCAAGGCCAAUGAUACCCAGGAGUUCAACCUCAGCCGCUACUUUGAGGAAGCUGCUGACUUCAUUGAGAAGGCAUUAGCCCACAAAGAUGGCCGGGUGUUUGUCCACUGCCGCGAAGGCUACAGCCGCUCGCCGACACUGGUCAUUGCUUACCUCAUGCUCCGGCAGAACAUGGAUGUCAAGACUGCCGUGAGCACCGUCCGGCAGAAGCGGGAGAUCGGCCCCAACGACGGCUUCUUGAAGCAGCUCUGCCAGCUCAACGAGAGAUUGGUGAAGGAGGGCAAGCUGAAGAAACCGUAGUGGUGGCUGUGCACGGCCUCUCUGCGCGGCCUUUAGUAGCUUUCAGUUGCCAACUCCCAACUGCCAGGCCAUGCAAGGGAGGCAGGAGAAUGGUCUGAUUUCUUCCACAAUGAGAGGGUGGGCCUACCUCUCUCUCUCUCUCUCUUUUUAAAUAGGCACCAGAGUUGCGGCAAUAUUGAAACACACUC
Elgaria multicarinata webbii is the source of this 827-nucleotide messenger RNA. It is a transcript of the gene DUSP3, whose product is annotated as dual specificity phosphatase 3. Gene Ontology annotation, molecular function: protein tyrosine/serine/threonine phosphatase activity; MAP kinase phosphatase activity. Gene Ontology annotation, biological process: negative regulation of T cell receptor signaling pathway; negative regulation of T cell activation; negative regulation of JNK cascade. Lineage: Eukaryota; Metazoa; Chordata; Lepidosauria; Squamata; Anguidae. Bases 82 to 639 code for a protein of 185 amino acids. Gene Ontology annotation, cellular component: cytosol; cytoplasm. The transcript is spliced from 3 exons. The record is from RefSeq and is a predicted model, not a curated record.